This is a messenger RNA of Penicillium brevicompactum, 891 nucleotides long. Its product is annotated as lytic polysaccharide monooxygenase. The record is from RefSeq and is a predicted model, not a curated record. Lineage: Eukaryota; Fungi; Ascomycota; Eurotiomycetes; Eurotiales; Aspergillaceae. The annotation marks the transcript as partial. The transcript is spliced from 2 exons.
AAUUCACCCCCCGCUCUGGCCUUCGCCAGCAUUAUCUCCCUCGUCAACGCCCAUGGCUUCGUCACUAGCCCCGAGCCCCGUAUGCCCGGUGAUGCCAUGAAGGCCGCCUGCGGACAGCAGGUCGAGGUCAACCAGCAGUCCGACAACUACGGUAACAUCCAGGGCGAGCUGCAGGUCGCCUCCAGCCAGAGCGACUACAACGCCGAUGAGUGUGAUAUCUGGCUUUGCAAGGGUUACAAGUUCGCCGACAACAAGGAUAACGUCCAAUCCUACACUGCCGGCCAGACCGUCGACUUCAAGGUCGACAUUCGCGCUCCCCCACACUGCGUCAUUGGCAGCCCCCUGAUCUCCUGGGAUGUCUAUGCCUCCACCGCUACUGGUGUCACUGCCAACGAGACCAGCUUCAGCGUCACCAUCCCUGAAGACCUCGGCAGCCAGUGUGGCACCGCCGGCGACUGUGUGCUCCAGUGGUACUGGUAUGCCGAGUCCAUCGACCAGACCUACGAGUCCUGUGUCGACUUCACUCUCGGUGGAUCUGGCUCUAGCUCUGGCAGCUCUGGCAGCUCCAGCUCCAGCUCUGCCGUCGCCAGCGUUGCGACUAGCUCCAGUGUCGCGGCAUCGGAGCCCUCUUCCACCUCUAGCGCCGAGGUCGUUGCUACUUCCGCUCCUGCUGCCGUUCAAACUCCAUCCGCCGUCCCCGUUGCUCAGUCUACCUUCGCCACCAGUGUCCGCCAAUCGGCCACUGCUUCUGCCGAGCCCGAAGUUGCUACCUCUGCUGCUUCCACUGCUAGUGCCGCCAGUGCCGCUUUGCCAUUCCCCACCGACAGCGCCGAGGAUGUGCUGACCUGGAUCGAGGCUCUUGUGGGCAACUUGGUCGGCACCGGCAACUAA